Spodoptera exigua (beet armyworm) is the source of this 1444-nucleotide messenger RNA. The record is from the annotation of a GenBank genome assembly. Lineage: Eukaryota; Metazoa; Arthropoda; Insecta; Lepidoptera; Noctuidae.
CAGAAGUAUUUCAAUAUCUAGUGUUCUUUGAAACUUUAUUUUAAAACCGAAUUCUAGUUGUAGUUGUGUAGUUUGCUACAACUAAUAAAACGUCAAAAUGUUUUGGGGACUGAUUAUGGAACCGAACAAACGGUACACCCAAGUGGUGGAGAAGCCGUUCCACAUCUCACAGGCAGCUAUGGACAUCAGCACUGGAGACAAUGAUCCCUGCCAAGUUAUGGUAGUGGUUGACGGCAAGAACUUCCUUGUGUGCACAUUGCAGAAGGGCAAGAUUAUUCAGGUUCCCUUGGACUUAUAUUUCAAAUCAGGAGACUCAGUUUCAUUCUUGACAAAUGGUAAAUGCAAUGUUCAUUUGACUGGCUACCUUGAUCCUGAGUUUGAGAUGGACUUGGAGGAUGAAGAAGGUGAAGAAGAAGAAGAAGAAGAGGAGGCUCCACCUCUUGUGCCAGCUAAAAAUAAGAGGAAACUUGAGAAUGCCAAUGAUGCCACAGCUAACAAAAAGGCUAAGCCUGACAAGAAAGCUGGCAAGAAUAGCGCACCAGCAGCUGAAAGUGAUUCAGAUGAUGAUGAUGAAGACCAGCUUCAAAAGUUCCUUGACGGAGAAGAUAUUGACACUGAUGAAAAUGAUGAAUCAUUCAAAAUGAACACAUCUGCUGAGGGAGAUGACAGUGAUGAAGAGGAUGAUGAUGAUGAAGAAGAAGAGGAAGAGGAUGAAGAUGAGGACGACGAUGAUGAAGAAGAAGCUGAAGAAGCGCCUAAGAAGAAGAAGAAGCAGCCAGCUGCAGAGCAGGACUCCACACUGGACACAAGCAAGGAGUCUGUGGACAUGUCCAAACUGUCCAAGUCACAGAAGAGAAGGCUCAAGAAGAAGCUCCAGCAACAAGCUAAACAACAACCUCAGGUCAAUGGUGUUGAUAAGCCUAAGAAAGAGGAACCUCAACAGAAGGCUGAAAAGAAGAAGCCUGAGGCCAAGAAAGAGGAGGCUCCAGUAGAGAAGAAAGAAAAGAAGCAAAUUGCUGGUGGUGUCUCUAUUGAAGACUUGAAGGUUGGAACUGGACCUGUUGCUAAAGCCGGCAAAGUUGUCAUGGUUUACUAUGAAGGUCGCCUUAAACAAAACAACAAGAUGUUCGACAACUGUGUGAAAGGACCCGGCUUCAAGUUCCGACUGGGAUCCAAGGAGGUCAUUUCUGGAUGGGAUGUAGGUAUUGCUGGCAUGAAAGUUGGAGGCAAGAGGAAGAUUGUGUGCCCACCGGCCAUGGCAUAUGGAGCUAAAGGAUCACCACCAGUCAUCCCACCAAACUCAACUUUAGUAUUUGAAGUUGAACUGAAGAAUGUGAAAUAAGUCAAAUGUUGAUGAAUGUGCCAGAAUGUGGAGAACUUGUUGAUUUGGUUUAAUUGAAUGUUUAUUGAAAGGUUGACAUUGAAUGCAUGUUUGUUAAAACAG